CGAACAGUCAACAGGGCUGUAAACGGAUUGACGCGAUGGCGUUGCCAGUAAAGACAGGUUUCCAUAGACUAGAGGUACAGAAGACAACAUGGGACGUCCCGGAAAGAUACACGACGCUGAAGUCUGUGGGUUCAGGAGCAUACGGGACUGUAUGCUCGGCUAUUGACCAGAAAACGAAGGAAAAGGUGGCCAUAAAGAAACUCUACCGUCCAUUCCAAUCUUUGAUCCACGCCAAACGCGCGUUCCGCGAGCUGCGCCUACUGCGACACAUCCAGCACGACAAUGUGAUCUGUCUCCUGAAUGUCUUCACACCCGAUUCCUCGCUGGAGAAAUUCCAGACAUUUUACAUGGUGAUGCCUUUUGUGGCUCAGGACCUGGGUCACAUUAUGAAGAAGAGGAGACUGACUGAUCGCAUCAUCACCUAUCUGUUUUAUCAGAUACUGCGAGGGCUAAAGUAUAUCCAUUCCGCUGGGAUCAUCCACAGGGAUCUUAAACCCAAUAAUCUUGCAGUGAACGAGAACUGUGAACUAAAGAUCCUAGACUUCGGUCUGGCCCGGCAAACAGAGAGCGAGAUGACCGGGUACGUUGUCACUCGCUGGUAUCGAGCCCCUGAGGUCAUUCUCAACUGGAUGCACUACAGUCAGACGGUGGAUGUGUGGUCUGCUGCCUGCAUUCUGGCUGAGAUGAUCACAGGCCAAGUCCUGUUCCCUGGCAAUGACAGUAUUGACCAGCUGAAGAAAAUCCUCAGUCUAACAGGAACACCUCACUCCUCUCUGGUGCAGAAAAUGCAGAGUAAAGACGCCCGAUCUUAUAUACAGUCCCUCCCCCCUCAGAAGAAGAAGAACUUCAAGGAAGUCUUCUCAUCCAUGGAUAGAAAUGCGGUAGAGCUACUGGAGAGCAUGCUGCUGCUUGACCCUGAGGAGCGGAUGACAGCCGAGGAAGGCCUUGCUCACCCCUACCUGUCCGAGUUCCACGAACCUGAGUCGGAGCCCAACUCUCAGCCAUACGAUGAUUCCUUUGAGAGCCUGGAGCUUGCAGUGGGAGAGUGGAAGAGUCUUAUACACAUGGAGAUCAUGACCUUUGACCCAGAUAACCCCAGAGAAACUGCAACAUAGCAGGCCCCAGGACAGGCUCUGAUUAACAACGAACUGCGUAAUGUCAUAGACUGCACUCAAAAUGUCCCAAUAUGCUCAAGAGAACGGACAGCCCCUCACUGAUUGAGACUGAGAUUAGGGAGACUCUGUGUGAGAAUAUGCUGUCUACUGUAAUCGGCUUAAUCUUUUUGGCUUUUAUAACAUGUUUUUUACAGUGAGGCUUGAAUAGGUUCAUAUGUUGAAAAACGCUUCCACAUGACAUACAUUUUUGUAGACAUUGUGUCUUAUUGGCCAACGAGACAAAGGGCCCUAUGUAAUGUAUACUUGUAUUAUCAUUUGGAUCCAUGUUACCAGGGCUUUACCAUCUUUAAUAAUGAUAUGAUGAAUAUGUUUAGUUUCUUCUUCCCUCCUCUGUUUGUUGUCUUUUUUUGAUCAAAUCUGUUUGCUGUGUUCACCAGCUAGUGAGCCUUCUCUCUUAAUCCACUUCACUUACACUGAAAGGCCAGUCUAGUAUUUUUUGUACUCAUUACCUUGUGAUGGUCAAUUGUGUCUGAAUUGACAGUUAUUUGGCUUUCCCCAUGCUGAGGGGGCUUCCUUGUUACUUCAUUUUAUACAAGAAGUGAUGGAAUGACACAAUAUAGUUUUAGACUGAUUUAAAAGACUAAAUUAAAACUAAAUGAAUGUCAAAUUUUAUUGUCAAUUUCACUUUGUUUGAUUUUAUUUCCAAAUAAAAGUGCACAAGGUU
Conger conger (European conger) is the source of this 1839-nucleotide messenger RNA. Its product is annotated as STKc_p38 domain-containing protein. Gene Ontology annotation, molecular function: MAP kinase activity; ATP binding. Gene Ontology annotation, biological process: protein phosphorylation; intracellular signal transduction. Gene Ontology annotation, cellular component: nucleus; cytoplasm. Lineage: Eukaryota; Metazoa; Chordata; Actinopteri; Anguilliformes; Congridae. The coding region runs from base 36 to 1115 and encodes 359 amino acids. The transcript is spliced from 12 exons. The record is from RefSeq and is a predicted model, not a curated record.